Molecule: messenger RNA, 9363 nt
Organism: Diorhabda sublineata
Lineage: Eukaryota; Metazoa; Arthropoda; Insecta; Coleoptera; Chrysomelidae
Gene: Ptx1
Product: pituitary homeobox homolog Ptx1
Exons: 5
Coding region: 414-1640 (408 amino acids)
Biological process (GO): anatomical structure morphogenesis; regulation of transcription by RNA polymerase II
Cellular component (GO): nucleus
Molecular function (GO): RNA polymerase II cis-regulatory region sequence-specific DNA binding; DNA-binding transcription factor activity, RNA polymerase II-specific
Source: RefSeq, a predicted model, not a curated record
AGACGACUUAGAAUUAAACCGCGCUGGGAAGUGGCCCAGAUUACUGAGACUUUACAGAAUCAACUCCUAAACCGAUAUCCUGUACGGACGCUAAGCGCUUAAGACUUUUUAAUACUUCCUAGGGAUUUUCUUGAAAACCGCCGAGUUUUGCGAUUGACGCUGAUUUGUAAGAUCAUAAGUACCCUUCAGACGACGAUCGUUUUUUUCUAAACGAAUAAAAAGAUAAUUUCGCAGUUUACUUUAUUCAAGUGUGGUGUAGUGUAUAUUCAGACUGUGAUAGACUUGUGUGAUUUUUUUCGUGCUCAUCAAAUUCCUGUACACGACUACGAAAUAUUUAAGCCAAAGAAUUAUGAAAUUACAAUCAACAAACUGAAUACAGUCAAUAAAAUCUCUAUAACUUAAUCAACCAUACAAUGGAACGUUUAGAAUCCUUACAAGACCCGUCGUUGUGUCUUCAAGACCUCGUGACUGGUGUAACUACGUCUUCAGCCAAUUCAGACAUACACGGUCAUCAUCCUUUACACGACACCACCGUUUCCGUGAGCUCGGCUAUUUCCGGAAUAAUGAGCUGUACAUCAUCGUCAGUUCUCGGUCAUCACGUGACCUCUCAUGAAUCGCCGCAUCAUCCCGGAGUGGUACCUCAUACGCCAUCACUGCAUCACGAACCUCUGGAGAAGUUGAAACUUUGGGCUGAAACCGGAGAUUUCCGAGAUGCUCACAAUGGAAUGUCGGGAUCGACAAUGGACCAUCCACAACUGCCUUUUGCCGCUGCUGUCAGAACUAGAACAAGGGAACGAAAAGCUAGCAGAUCUUUAUCGGAUACGAUAAAGACAGAAACGGGCGUAGGCGUGGAAUCUUCUGAAGCUGAUGAUGGCAAAAACGAUAAAAAGAAUAAAAGACAAAGGCGACAAAGGACGCAUUUUACCAGUCAACAAUUGCAAGAACUGGAAGCAACUUUUGCAAGAAAUAGAUACCCCGAUAUGAGUACUAGAGAAGAGAUAGCUAUGUGGACAAAUCUUACUGAAGCUCGCGUUAGGGUAUGGUUCAAAAACCGUCGAGCAAAAUGGAGAAAACGUGAGAGAAACGCAAUGAAUGCCAUGAACGCAGCUGCGGAAUUCAAAACUGGUUUCGGUACUCAAUUCAACGGUCUUAUGCCAACAAUAAGCGACGAUAGCUUCUACUCCUACUCCACAUACAACAAUUGGGCAACUAAAGUACCGAGUCCUUUAGGAACUAAACCACCAUUUUGGCCGGUAGUUCCUACGAAUCAUCACCAAAGCCCUGUGAAUUGUUUUAACGCUGCAUCUUCCGUAACAGGAGCAACAAUGAGUGGCGCGGUCAGUAGCAUGCUUCCAGGCGCCAUGGGCACGGUGAUGACAUCAACGACUCCCGGAGCUGUGUCGGCGCAACCCUGUCCUUACACUACUCCCGCAAAUCCUUAUUCUAUGUAUCAUCACAGAAGUGCAGCUGAACCUUGCACAGCUAUGUCAUCUAGUAUAGCUUCGUUAAGACUAAAAGCUAAGCAACAUACUGGAUUUGUGGGGUAUUCUAGUGUAAGUCCUGUUCGAUCAUCGUCGACAGGUUUAUCUGCUUGUCAGUAUGCAGGUAGUGGGAUAGGUGUAGGGGAGAGGCAUGGCUGAGAGCAGGAGGUGGCCCUUGUGGCCCAACUCAAGCACGAAGACCAAGACGAUUGAAGUUACAGUGACCUACGGACAUGGUAUUGAAGUUUUUAAUUAUUCUGGACGAUAUAAGCAAUAUUCAAUACAUUAAAAUGAAAAAUUAGCAAAUACGGCACUUGAAAAAUCGUUAUUUGAAAUAUUUUUCGACCAAAUUUAUGAAUUCUAACAUUUGGCUUUACGUUACCAUUUUAGAGGGUGUACCAAAUGCCGGUUCACUCGAAUUUGAAAGUUAUGUUAUCAGUAUUUGCCGAUAUUAACUACUUUAAAUUAACACAGUGAUUGAGACAGAAUCAACUGGUUAAGUGAGACUAUUUUUUCUAAGAUAGGUUCUAUCAAAGUAGCAUAAUACAUAGUCGUCUGAAACGAUUUAUUUUGAUCUGGAAAAUAUAAUCGUGGACUUCAUCUUAGUUUGGAAAGAGCCAUUCCAAAGAAACUUAAUGUUAUGGUAAUCUAAGGUCACGACAGACCAGCGAAAAACAAUAUUAACAAGUUAGAUGCCAGGUAGUACUUGGAAAGCUUAAAAAGCCAAUACAAGUUGAUGCAUACAAAUAUAACAAAUAAAAAAAAAGUAUCACGGUUCCGAUUGCAUUUGAUUGAAGUUCAGAAUGUUUAGAAGGUGUAAAAAUUUCAAGCUCAUUCCCGUUUUUUCGGAAAUAUUUAUUAUGAAAUAAGAAAAAUUAAAGGGUCACCGGAAUUUCGAAGUUUUGAUCAAAUUGUGUAAAUAUGUAAAAACUAUAGUUUGAUGUCAUGUGUAAAACAAUUGAAAUGAGAAAUUUUGAAAUCUUGAAAGACGCAUUCUUAGUUUAAUUUUCAACUUGAGUCUUCCAUAUGAAUAGCCUAACUUGAAAAAAAAUCACAAUUCACAAGUAAAUGAAAUGAAAUUUACAAUAGUACCUUGGAAGGAAUCCAGAGAUGGGUAAUGGAAAACAUUUUUUAUUAUAGUGUUUUAUUCCUUAUUAUGGAACUAUCCACUUAUUUUGGUCAUAUACAUUGAUUUUAAAAUAAAAAUAGUGAUUUUUGGUCAUUAAAAUACAAAUUUAAAUUUUAUUAUGGAAUUUUUCCAUUUUUUCAGAAAUUUUAGUGAACAAUUUCCAUAUUUUUCUUAUUCUAUUUAUUCAAAAGGCCUUUAUUAAUAAUUGAUCUCUUCAGCAAGCUCUUUGAGACCUUGGUAAAACCAUUCUUUGGGCAAAAAAUUGUCGAACUGCAUUUUCAACAUCUUAUUUCGAUUCAAAUUUUUUUCCACGCCAUGGAUCCAUGGAUAAAUAGUAAUCUGAAGGUGCAAGAUCUGCACUAAAUGCUGGAUGUGGUAGGAGCUCAAUAUCUCCAAUUUCUUUUAUCUUAUUCCGCGUAACUUUCGCAGUAUGUGAUUUUAGCAUUGUAUUGCUGCAAAAAACCCGCUUUCAGUUGACUAAACCUGGAUAUUCCUCCGGUAUAAUCUCAUACAUUCACUUUAGCUGUUUACUUCAUACCUCGACAUUGAUAGUUUGAUCAUCUGAAAUGAUUUAGAAGCACAAUAAACCUUCAAAAUUCCACCAGACAACAAUAAGACUUUCCGCUUGAAUCAACCUCUCUUUUUUGUCUUAGUACCGAUUGGCGCCAAAUUAAACGAUCAUCUUUCGACAAGGCAAGGAGCUGUUUAAAUACCUCUAUAUCUUUUUUAUGUAUAAAGUAAGCACAAGAGGGUAAACCCUAUUACAUUCUAGUAGUUCGAGUGAUGCCUGCCGUGUGAAUAUUGAUAUUGAACUUCUGUAGACUAUAGUGUUUGGUAAAGACGUGCCCUGGUAGCUGAUUUCACAAGCUCGCACUUCUCCAAAAAAAGGAUUCCCAAUAAAUUGAAAUUAUGGACGUCUGCAGGCGAAAUCGCUGCUUAUAAGCCACGUCUGCCUGUCCAUUAGUACUCCCAAUACUGCUUUAGGUGGGUUUAUGUUACACAGCUCGGAAGAGUAUCUGCCGUGAUAGUAUCGGUAUUAGCGACAUUUCUUCUAUGCACUAAACUCUCAGCUCUGGUUCACGAAUUGCUCUCUUCUGUAUUGAGUCGAGCAUCUUCAAGGUAUGCUUGUGAGCCAAAUUCCAAAUAUGCGAGCAAUAGUAUAAAGAUAUACGAAUUUAGGCCUUGUAGAGGAUUAGAAGCUGUUGCGGAGUAUAUAGCUUUUUGGUCUUCAAGAGGGGUAAGUUUUUGUGAAGCUGCUUCAGCUAAUCGGUCACAUGACUAUGCUAGGAAAUAUUGCCCUCAACCUCAACAUCCAACAGGACAGGACCAAAUCCGGAGACUCGCAGUGCUAGCUUUCUUCGUAAAAACAGCAGCCUUCGUCUUUGCAGCAAUAAACUCAAUCAGAUUGCUUCCACCCCACUCGAAAUGCUGUCUACGAAUUUGGGUGUUAGCUGAGUUUAUUUGAGCGGCUGAUUUAACUUACGACACCAGUCUGCUACCGUCGGCGUAACUUUAGAUCGGGUUUGAAGUUUUGUCGAGUAGAUCGUUGAUGUACAAAAGAAAGAGAGUAGGUGAAUUCCCGGGGGCACCACCGUUGAGCUCAAACCUUUCUGAGGUGGUCCAUCGAUAGUGAUCCUGAUGGAUCGGUCUUUGAAAAUUAUUUUAGAGUACACUUAACAUUCAUAAUUACACCAACACACAACAAGACUUUCCCCUCUCUUUGCUAUGGGUUCUGAUAAUCGUCCUUUGUCUAACUAUUGAAUUUUCCCGUUUCAUCACAAUACGCCAAUCGGAAGGUUGACGAUCUGUUUACAUACAUCUACUGACAUUUCGCAUGAAUCUCAGUUAAUUCGAUAACUUUUGUAGAUAUUACAUAAUGAUUUUAAAUGGUGACGUAUGGUUGGUAUUCUACCGCUUCCCUUGUAACCACAAUAUUCCACGCAGGUCACCUCUAUUAAAACGAUUAAACCAACGAUGUGUUGUUCGCUCAUUAGCUGUGUCUUUCCCUUCAAUUUUACAUAUUUUCCUUGCUGCCACGGCUUGAACUUUUGAAACUAGUCUUAACAAGUUAAAAAUUGUCGAAUCGAGGCAUAGGCAUUUUCAUAUAUAAAAUUAUCUAUGCGACAACGUCUGUAAUUAGCAUAAUUAUCAGCCAAUUUCAAUUAUUAAAUUUUCUAUUAAAUGUUAGGUUUUGUUACUUUAACCUGGCAAUGACAAUGAGAGCAAAAAUAAUUCCUUUAAUAACUGCCGUUACAUCAAAACUACGCACAAUCCAAUUGUGAGCAUUGAUGGAGAAUAUCAUUUAUUAGUGUUAUUUUGUUAUAAUAAGUUAAUUUUUCUUUGGUUUUCCAUUUGAGGUAAUAAAACUAUCAAGAAACAAAAUAUUAUUAUCCUUUCAAGCUCUUCAGAUCGAUAACCCUGUAGUACUGAAUAUUUCUCGACGCGUUGUAAAGUGUUGGAAAGAGUGAAUAACUCCAAUAGAUAUUUCACGUGUUCAUAAUUCCAAUGUCAUUGUCAAAAUGAAAUCCUCCCCAUUUACUGUGGUUCAGCUAAUAGCAAAGUUUGGAUAAUCUUGGAAAACUGCGUAAGUACAAAAGCAUAUCUAUCAUUAUUGAAAUAUUUGGUGUAAUGAAAAUAUGUGCGCUGAUUAACACUAACAGUUUAUGCUGACACUAUAACAGUUUACAUUGGCAGUGUCAGAACUCAUAAUAAAACUAUGCUUACUGCUCAAACUAACAAUUAUGAUGAAAUAGAUAUUUCCAUGAUGUACCAAUGAGCGGGAUGUUAUAGAAACUGUCAAAUUACACAUCCAAAUGUUGACUUUUACUUUCGAGCUCCGUCGACUAUAAUAUGCGGGUUCAAACUUGCUAUAUGGAAAUGUGUUUAUUAUUAUAUUUCUGGCGAAAUUUUAUUUUAGAUUAAAUUUGGUACACAAUGGAAAAUUGGUAGUUGAGUUGUCAAUCAUCUACAUUUGACACGACACACGAAGGAAAGCAAAAAAUAGUAAUUUCUAGACUACCAUCAUUUUCGAUAUUAUCAAAAAAGUUCUUCUAAAAAAGUUAUUUUGAAUUAGAAACAGUAUUUAGAUUUGAUCUAUGAUUUCGUUUGUAGAAAAUGGUUCCGAUUUUUACUAUAGUUCUCCUACUAGUUCACAUAUUAGGAUUUACGUUCUUGAGUAACUAAUAACUUGACAAUUGCAGAAGAUGCAUAUCGUAAUUUCCUCCUCUAUUCCACAGAAACUACCUAGAAUCUUUGCGUUUCUUUUCCUUACCUACAAUAUGUCCGUCACCUAGUUUGAGAGGUUCGUCUCAUCUAAAAAGAUUGAGCUUGUUUGCAUCCACAUAGCGUUGGAUCCUGUCAAGGGGUCUCAUAAAGAUUAUAUUUUAGGAAGGAAAUCCCUCUACAAAUUGCUAAAAAUGUAUUACUUUUGAUGUUUAGACGUUUUAAAGCUUGAAACAGUAAACAAUAUGCGUUAUAAUAAUAUAGCAAUUAGCAAACUAAAGAUUUGAUGACAACUCUCUUCCAUGGAGAAAACAGAAAAGUCAAGAAAUAUUUAUUAUACUUCAUCCGGAAAAUCUCACAUAAGUAAAUGUAGGACGAAUGUUUUGAAAACACGAGAUCUAUAGACAAUAACAAAAAACAUACUAGAUAAGAAACACUGGACCAUGAAUCACAAAAAAAAAUUUUAUCAGCGGUAACUGAGAAUGAAGAGUAUAUAAAUGAGUAGAUACUCAAUCCUUCAGUUUUUUUUAUAUUGAGUUAUCUUGAGGAAAACGUUUAUGCUUGUAGACCAUUUGAAAAUAUCGAUAUAUUUUUCAAAAUGUUUUCAAAUUUAGAUUUCUGAUCUCAAAUACUAGUUUCCCCAAUUUUUAUUAAGAAUAAAAUUGUUGAUGGAUGGAUGUUAAACCAUUUUCUAUGUAUGGACUUAUUUAUGAAACCCUGUAUAUUUAUUUCCAAUGACUGUAUGUGUAAUGUAACAUUUUAUUUAUUCAGAAAAUGACAUUCAAGGCAUAUCUUUUAUAUAACAUAAAAUUUAAGUAUUAAUAUACGUAGAAAACUACCCUGUUAAUAAAGUAUCAUUUAAUACUGAUCAAUCAUUUUUUAUAGAUUGACGUCGGUAAAGGAUUUUAUUAUGCCGUUAAAAGAUAUCUUCUCAAGAUUACAACAAUUUCUUAUCAACACAAAAAAUUGAUAAUCUAAUCAAAAAUGGAUUAUUUUUAUGUCUUUAUUGUAUUAUUUCUAAGAUAAUUUUCAAUUAAAGACCAAUUUGAAAGUUAUAAAAUACACUACAGAAAAUUUUUUUAAAUGAUCAUUUAUUAGUAAAUUUAGGAAAGCAGAAAUGAAUAGAUAUUUAAAUCUUCAAGUUAAAUACUAUAUAAAAAGCUUCCAUUUUUAUUUAGUAUCAUAUUCUGCCUUAAUUACUACCCUUAUACUAAAUAUCGUGACAAUUAUUGAGAAAUCUAAAUUAUUAAAAACUAAUCUUGGCAAUGACUUGGAUUUUGCCUUGUUGGUAUUUGUGUUCAUGCUGUAAAUAAUAUUUUAGAAAAUUCUCUGAAAACACAGUACACAACAAAAAAUAUGUAAUCAUAUCACAUAAAUGCCAACCCAUCGUACUGUAGAUAGAUAAAAACAUUUUUAUUCAAUAAUUAUAAAUUUAUUUUAUUAUGGUAGAGUUGCUCAAAUAUUUUUUUUAUUUAAGAUAAUGCAAAAAGUUUGAAUGUUUUAUACAUCAAUAAUAAACAAACAAACUCCUUGCACUACCUUGAUCUAGUACAAAUAUAAAAAAUAACCAUUGUUAUUGUGCCAAAUGUUUUCAGAUUUAUCCAAAGACUUUAAUUUGAAUUGUUUAACGCAUUUUGAUUAUUUUUAUAUGCUGCGGUCGAUAUUUAUGAAGUAUAUUAGCACUUUAAUUCGAUUUUAACAUGUGGUUUAUUCAUAGAUUACACUUUCUGAAUAAAAUGCCCCCUUUUCAAGUCCCUGAUAUGUAAAAUAAACAAUAGAGAGAAGAAGUAGCAUGAGUUAACACAUUUACUAAGAAUGGGUUACCCGUGUUAUCCAUUCGCAGUCACCUUGGUUGUCGUAGCCUAUAGAGAAUAUACAGAAUUGGAUUAUCCUUCAGGCAUCGCCGGCUUCAAAGCAAAACUCUUCCACUACGUGAAAUCCUAGGAUUAUCUUCUUUGAGUUAAUAAAAGCUAGACUAAUUCCAAUUUUCCUUCUCAAUUGCACAGAGUCUUGCCUGUCUAUGAUAACGAAAUUCCACGUGCCCUCUAAUCUUGACCAGAUUAUCGGCAAAUUAAUUGCUCCUGAGUCCUUUAUAUUAAGAAUCCAGAAUAGCUCUAUUGCCUAGCUUUCCUAAAUUCGUGGCACAGUAAAUGUGGUAAAAACCAGUUAAGACUUAAGCAAAUAUAUAUUUUACAAUACUUUUUUGGUCGUUUUGCGAAAACUACUCCCGCUUCUCAAUAGCAUGAAAAGUUAGAAAAACAUUAAAAUCACUGGAUCCAGUGCUAGAGAUAUUAGAGGAGUGAAAAGUAAAAAACAUGUCCUGCGGAGAAGAGGAAGGGAAACUUUAUAACUGUUCAUGUACAGACCUCGAAGACCAAAAGCCUUGGUAGCAGAAUGAGGUGAAUUUUACAAAGUUAAGCCAUGGUUUUUCAGUGAAUUUGAUAAGGUGGAGCUUGCGGUUGCUAAAUGGAAGGGAAUUGAAAUUAUUGGUGCAUAUGGUUGGACUAAAUAAAUUGAAACAAUUCUUCAAGUCGUUACGCAUUCACUUUAUUAUUCUGGAGAGGUGAAACCUGAUCAUUUUCGAUUUCUAAUAUUCCCAGUUUAUUAUUCAUAUUUUACAAUAAAUCCCGGCUGUUAAGCUGAAGCUUUGAAGGGGUAGUUAAAAUCUGAAAGAGGAGUAUAUAAUUUUGUUAAGAAAGAGUAAUAUGAUCAGAAAAACAUCAAUAUAAUCAAUAUAUUCAAUGAAGAUGGACCGCACAGUAGAAUGGUCUCAGAAUUAUAAAUAGAUUCCAUAUUGAUGGAUAUAAUCUCAAUUAAGUACCAAUUUUAUGGUUUCAAUUAAAUAUUCGUAGACUUUUUCCUUUGGUGAUAUUAUUGAUUUAUAAAGUUUUUCUUCAGUUUCGUGUUUAUACCUCGUAUUGUUAAAAAUUGAUUUUGUAUCAAGUUCACAUAUUCACGUUAAUAUUUUGAUUUCGUCUACCUUGUUUUCAAAUAUUCUCCUUUCUAAUAAAGACACCUUUUGUUUAAUUUAUUUUUCUUCUAUCCAUACAUUGUAUUACUCCUCAAUAUGUCAAAUACAUCAUGGUCAGCCCCUCCCAUAAUAAAUUUCAGUAUUAUUAUAUCCUUAAUUGAAGUAACAUGAAAUUUGUUCUAAACAGACCAUUCUCCUAACUUACAAAUCAUAUUUUUCGAAAUGUAAAAUGUAAAUAAUCAUUCUGUACGAAUGCAUAAUGGUUUUGUUUCUUUUGUGAUUGUAAGGGGCCCUUUUUGCAGGCUCCAUGUACAAAGGCUGCAAAGUGCAAUGUAAAAUUAUGUCGUAGAUAUGUUGAAUGAAACGAUGAAUGAAUGAAAAAAAAAAUAAAGAAAGUUUGUUAUUUCAUUAUUUAUAUUAUAUAAAAUAGGACAUCUAGAGAUUUCCAAAAAAAAAAUGAAAAUCUAUCGUACCUUUUAUUCGAUUAUACUCUGAAUAUCGUUUGUAAUUGUUCAAAAAUUUUCAACCAUCUAGUCACAAUAAAAAUAUCCAUAUCAAAA